AUGGAUCCAAAGCCAGAGAUUCCUAGGACAUCAGAUUCAGAAGGGACCCUACCUGGAAGGCAUUGGGAGGAGGCCAACAUGACCCGGGUGCAGGAGUUCAUCCUGCUGGGCUUCUCAACGAGGCCAGACCUACGUGGUGUCCUCUUUGCUGUCUUCCUGACCCUCUACCUGCUGACUCUCUUGGAGAACACCAUCAUUAUCUUGCUCAUCUGGAGCCAUACAGAGCUCCACAAGCCCAUGUACUUCUUCCUGGGGAACCUGAGCUGCCUGGAGAUGUGUUAUGUCUCAGUCACUAUGCCCACCCUGCUGCUGGGGCUGUGGUCAGGGUCUUGCCGGGUCCCAUUCACAUCCUGCAUGACUCAGCUCUUCUUCUUCAUCACACUCAUCUGUGCUGAGUGCACACUCCUGGCCUCCAUGGCCUAUGACCGCUAUGUGGCCAUCUGUCAUCCUCUCCACUAUCCAGUACUCAUGAGGCCCCAGGUCUGCCUCAUGCUGGCCGUGGCCUCAUGGAUGGGCAGCCUUAGUGUCUCUGUGAUCAAGACAGCCUGCAUUGCUGGGCUCUCCUACUGUGGUCCCAAUGUCCUCAACCACUUCUUUUGUGAUGUCUCCCCUCUACUCAACGUCUCUUGUACCAACGUAGCGCUAACUGAGCUGGUCGACUUCAUCUCAGCCAUUAUCAUUUUCUAUGGUUCCCUGAUGGUGGCCCUGGUUUCUUAUGUGGCCAUUGGGGCAGCUGUGGUGCAUAUGCCUUCAGCCACUGCCCGGUUCAAAGCUUUUUCUACUUGUGCUUCUCACCUCAUUGUAGUGGGCAUCUUCUACUCCACUGCCAUCUUCAUCUAUGCCCGGCCCAAGCGCAUGGAAGACAUGGACCUCAGCAAAUUGCUAUCUGUCAUCUACACAGUGCUCACACCCAUGUGUAACCCCAUUAUCUACUGCCUGAGGAACAAGGAGGUCCAAGGUGCUCUCCACAGGACCCUCCACAAAGUUAGGAUCAGCCAGAGCUCUGCCAACUAG
Dromiciops gliroides (monito del monte) is the source of this 1014-nucleotide messenger RNA. RefSeq names its product olfactory receptor 5-like. The coding region runs from base 1 to 1014 and encodes 337 amino acids. NCBI's taxonomy places the organism in Eukaryota, Metazoa, Chordata, Mammalia, Microbiotheria, Microbiotheriidae. Gene Ontology annotation, biological process: G protein-coupled receptor signaling pathway. The record is from RefSeq and is a predicted model, not a curated record. Gene Ontology annotation, molecular function: G protein-coupled receptor activity; olfactory receptor activity. Gene Ontology annotation, cellular component: membrane. The transcript has 2 exons.